This is a messenger RNA of Limanda limanda (common dab), 1434 nucleotides long. RefSeq names its product carboxypeptidase B1 (tissue) (gene cpb1). Gene Ontology annotation, biological process: proteolysis. The record is from RefSeq and is a predicted model, not a curated record. NCBI's taxonomy places the organism in Eukaryota, Metazoa, Chordata, Actinopteri, Pleuronectiformes, Pleuronectidae. The transcript is spliced from 11 exons. Bases 1 to 1251 code for a protein of 416 amino acids. Gene Ontology annotation, molecular function: metallocarboxypeptidase activity; zinc ion binding.
AUGAAGGUCCUCCUGCUCCUUGGAUUGGUGGCCGUGGCCCUGUGUGAAAACACUCGCUUCGAGGGUGAGAAGGUGUUCCGUCUGAAGCCCGUGCUUGACGAGCAUGUGACGCUCAUUAAGGAACUGGCUGAGAGCAUCGAGGUCGACUUCUGGAGGCCCGAGAGCGCUAAGCUGGUGACCAUCGACAUUGAUGUGGACAUCCGCGUGCCUUCCAUCUACCUGGAUAUGGUUUACACCCUCCUGCAGCAGAGUGACAUGGAGAUUGAGGUCCUUAUUGAGGAUCUGCAGUCUGCCGUUGAAGCUGAGGCUGACCUGAAGCCCUCUCCCAGAUCCCACAGCUACACCAAGUACAACAGCUUCGACAAAGUCCAGUCCUGGAUCAACUCCAUCUCCUCCUCCAACUCCGACCUCAUCAGCAAGCAGGUGAUCGGAAACAGCUACGAGGGUCGUCCCAUGACUGUUCUCAAGCUCGGGAAGAAGUCCAGCUCCACCAAGCCCGCUAUCUUCAUGGACUGUGGCAUCCACGCCAGAGAGUGGAUCUCUCCUGCCUUCUGCCAGUGGUUUGUCAAGGAGGCUCUGUCCACCUACGGCAGUGAUUCUCAGAUGACCAGCCUGCUCAACAACAUGGAUGUCUAUGUCCUGCCUGUCUUCAAUGUUGAUGGCUAUGACUACACCCACAAGAGCAACAGGAUGUGGAGGAAAACUCGUUCCAGGAAAUCUGGAUCCAGCUGCAUUGGAGCCGAUCCCAACAGGAACUUCGACGCUGGCUGGUGCUCCAUGGGAGCCUCAAACAACCCCUGCAGCGACACCUUCUGCGGCUACUCCCCUGAGUCCGAGAUCGAGGUCCAGAACGUUGCCAACUUCAUCCGCAGGAACAGGUCCAUCUUCAAGGCCUACCUCACCGUCCACUCCUACUCCCAGCUGCUGCUCUUCCCCUACUCCUACUCCUACCAGCUGGCAGCGGACCACAGCGAGCUGAUGAAGGUUGCUGAGGGAGCCUCUGCUGCCCUGCGCAGUCUGUACGGCACCCGCUACACCAGUGGACCUGGUGCCACCACCAUCUACCCUGCUGCUGGAGGCUCCGACGACUGGGCUUAUGACCUGGGAGUGAAAUAUUCCUACACCUUCGAGUUGCGUGACACUGGUCGUUAUGGCUUCCUGCUGCCCGAGUCUCAGAUCAAGCCCACAUGUGAGGAGACCAUGCUGGCCGUCAAGUACAUCGCCGCCUACGUGCAGAAGAACCUCUAUUAGGGAGCCGAACUGCCAGGACCCCUGCCAACUCAGCUCCUCUGUACCAGCCCCCAGCCCCAUCCAAGCUCUCAGCCAAUCUCCAGCCCGUAUCCAUGGAUACGGCCACCACCCGCCAUGUUUCCUCGCUGUGCUUGACAGAAUGUCAAGAUGAGUGCAAACAAUAAAAUCAAUGAUCCAUCCCCA